Messenger RNA from Dibothriocephalus latus, 741 nucleotides. Lineage: Eukaryota; Metazoa; Platyhelminthes; Cestoda; Diphyllobothriidea; Diphyllobothriidae. The record is from the annotation of a GenBank genome assembly.
AUGACAAUUGGACAAUCAAUAGUCAAGGUAAAAGUCACGUUACUUUCAAGGGCAGCGCCCUACCGGGGUGACAACCUGGACCUUUUCCAGGCUGCCUAUGAGGCACUACAGCGGGAGACGGAUGGUCAGCGCAUGAUCGCAGCGGCACGUCGUCUCUCCCAGGUCUCCGCCCAGAUGAUAGCCGACGUGAAGACACAGGCUGAGCAGGCUGAGGGCGAUCCCGAGAGACAGACCAAACUGUUCGCUGCAGCCAAGCAACUCGCGGAUGCCACCACGGACCUCAUUAACCACGCCAAGCUCUGCUCGACUGCUCCGGACUUAGAGCCGAACCAGACGAAAUUGAAACAGUCUGCGGAUGAACUCGUUGUCGUCGCCUAUGCAUCCGCGGCAGAACUCUUGAACGCUCGGGUUAUGCGUAGCCUCCAGGCCGCUGCACGAGCCGUCGUGACUGCCUCUACUCAUCUUGUCAACACGAGUCGUUGUGCCGCUAAGAAGUCUCGAGCCAACAACUAUCACAUCCUUGAGGAUGCCAAAGUUGUAAACGAACUCACACCGAAGCUCGUUUCCGCUAUUCGUUACGUUCGAAGUCGCCCUGACGACCCUCUUGCCCAACUGGAACUCAUAUGUGCCUGCCAGCAAGUUGUCGAGGUAAGUGCCUCAUCUCUGCUUUAUACCCGUCCCUCCCUCUCCUCUCUCCCUUCACGCCUAAAGAACCUGCGCAACGAAACUCUAGAAAACUGA